AACCCAGGAGUUAUUAGUCGGUUGUUAAUUAACUGUUAUUUUCAGUGUGUCUGAGAGCGCCGUCGUCCCGACCGCCGGAAGUCUGCAUGAAGCUGCGUCUCCUACAGAGGCGACCGACGCCGUCCACGUUUUUUUUUCUGUCUUGGUUUUUUUUUUUUUUUUUUUUUUUAUUCGAGACUUUUUUUCUCUUUUUUUAUUUUCUCUCAGCGAGAUGAGCAGGGAGUGAGGAAUGGAGGCGUAGGGAGCACGGAUGUUUGUGUUUACUCAGCUAGUGAAGCAUAUGAACAUACAGGCCUCCUUGUAGCAGGAGCAAUAUGAAUAUACAGGCCUCCUUGUAGCAGGAGCAAGCCAGCGAACAAAAGGAGAAAAUUAAUGGAGAAAUAAUGGACGAUUCCCAUUUCAACUCAUCAUACUUUUGGUCUCCCGUCCCCACUGUACAAGGACAGAUCGAGAACGCCAUGUUCCUGAACAAGGCAAAGGAGCAGCUGGGUCAGGAGAAGACCAAUGCCUCCUCCUUCUCUCACGCCUCUGCGUCUUCCACCUCCUCACCCCACUACCCCACAGCUGUGCUCGCCAUCCCCAGCUCAAUGGACACAGGGUCCGGAGUGCGGUUGGUCCCCAAACAGGAAGGAGGUGGGAGUACAGGAGGAGGAGGUGGUGGUGGCAUGAGUUCACUUGGGGGACACCUGCACCAGUCGCACACCACCCAGAACAUCACCGUUGUGCCUGUUCCCUCUACAGGUAUCAUGACUGCAGCGGGGUUAGUGAUCACCACCCCUCAAGGAACACUGGUCCCCACUGCCUCCACGCAGUCAUUUGUAGGUGGACAUCCCACUGCCACCACCAUGAUAGUAUCUGCACUGCACCACUCAAAUACAGACAAGAAGGACGACAUUGCUAUCCCUCCUGCAGUUGUCAUGCCAACACCAUCAAAGCGAGGCAGAAAGAGCAAACAGAUGAUGGGCAGAGUGGGCGGGGUCCUGCCUCCAGGAAGUGAUGCACUAAUAUUGGCACACCUGGCAGCUGGUGGACAGCACCACGGCGCUGACCCAUAUGACCUGUCAAAUGAUGAGGAUGAUCAUACCAACAAAGAUGGCCCCAAAUCCUACAGGUGUCGGAUGUGUGCAGUGACGUUUUUCAGCAAGUCAGACAUGCAGAUCCACGCCAAGUCUCACACGGAGGCCAAGCCCCACAAGUGCCCCCACUGUUCCAAGUCGUUUGCCAACUCCAGCUACCUGUCCCAGCACAUCCGCAUCCACAGCGGGGCCAAGCCCUACACCUGCACCUACUGCCAGAAAACCUUCAGGCAGCUCAGUCACCUACAGCAGCACACACGAAACCACACGGAGGCCAAGCCCCACAAGUGUCCUCACUGCUCCAAGUCGUUUGCCAACUCCAGCUACCUGUCCCAGCACAUCCGCAUCCACACCGGGGCCAAGCCCUACGCCUGCUCCUACUGCCAGAAAACAUUCAGGCAGCUCAGUCACCUACAGCAGCACACACGGAUUCACACUGGUGACCGACCGUACAAGUGUAACCAUCCUGGCUGUGAAAAAGCUUUCACUCAGUUGUCCAACCUCCAGUCUCACCGUCGGCAGCACAACAAAGACAAGCCGUACAAGUGCCACAACUGUAACCGUGGUUACACAGAUGCUGCCAGCCUGGAGGUGCACCUUUCCACACACACCGUCAAACAUGCCAAGCUGUUCUCCUGUGGCCUCUGUAACCGAUCCUAUACAUCGGAGACAUAUCUAAUGAAACACAUGAGGAAGCACAACCCUGACCCGCUAACAGUGGCAGCAACAGUAGCUGCUCAGCAGGCCCAGGGCCUUACGCCAGGUAGAGGCCGAGGCCGUGGCCGAGGGAGAGGAGGAGGUGCGGGCAGAGCAGGCCAGCUCCAAAACCAGACCAACCCUAAUAACAGCCAGAACCCUAACCCUGGUGCACCAGGCAGCUACCAGCCAACCCAGCAGCCCACAGAAGCUGUGGUGCAAUGCCCGUUUGACCUGCACCAGUACAAAACAGUGUCAGCCAGCGAGAUCCAGUAUAAACCAGUCACUGUGGCGGACCUGCCAGUGGCCCACAAAGACCUCUGCCUCACCGUCUCCACAUCAGCCAUUCAGGUGGAGCACAUGAACUCGUAGGCUGCGUCUUCCCACUCUGUUUGAGGAAUUUCUAAUUGUGUCUGCAGUGUAAAAAACGGUCCAUAUAAACAAGUUAUUUAACUGUAUUUAGUAUUUUUGUCUUCUUAGGCAAGAAACAAAUGGCUCAUAGGGUGGAAAUGUUUUACCAAUGUGAUACUCAAAGAUACAAGUAAAAGCCACCCUAAGCCAGUUGUUUUUCUUCAUUUUGAGAAGCUUAAAUAUUGAGUACAUUAAAUUACCUGUUAGCACACAGAUAUUUUACAAUGUGCUUCUUGAGCCCACUUGUGCCAAGUAUCUCUCAGAAUAAAUGCUGGUCGGGUAAUUUAUUCUUCAGUCUGUGAAGAAUCAACCAGAAAUUAAUUGGAGCUCACUUUUGGCUUUUUUGUCAUUAUGAAUGAGAUGGUGAUUAAAUCCAGAUCCCAUUUCUCAAAAGCAUGUUUAAUCUAAUUUCACCUUUCUUCAGCUAUGAGUCAGUGGACCAGUAAUCAGUUUUACUUGGCUUUGUAAAAUACCCUUAAAACACUGAUCCAAAACCAGCAGUCCUCCUCUGAGAAUCUUGAUAAAAGAGGCUCACAGAGUCCCUUCUCUUUUUUUAUUGCAGUGUUUGCAAUAAGCACCAUCAGAGGAUGAAGAUGUAAAAUAUCUGUAAAGAAAAAAAAUAUAUACUACUCUCUGCACAUUUAUGGUCCAGAGAAUGGUGUAGUUGUUGGAACACAUUCAGAUCACAUUAAUCUGAACAUUCUCCAUUAUUUAGUUCAAGCCAAAACAAGGGAGAGAAACAAGACAAGAAACCAACAACAAAAGAGUAUAGGGAAGGGCUAAGUGGAUAACUUUCGAAUGGCUUUUGAAUGACACCUCUGGUUGGAUCAGAAAGGCUGAAUUGAAGCCUUAGAAAAGAUCACAAAAGAAGAGAUCCCGGAGAAAAAAUAUAAUGAGGUGUAUUAUUGGAAUAGGCUCAAACCUGGGGCUGAAUCGUGAAGUGUUCACAAAUCUUGUUUGUGCUCACCUCAUCUCAGACAGCAAGGAGUUGAGGAGCCAUUUCUUUUUCGGAGCCCAUAGUAUUGAACAAAUGACUCGGAUCGGUUCAAGAAUGCACUAAAUAUGAGGAAUCUGCAGCUGAGCAAGACAGAGACAGGAGAGAGAAAGGGGGUUUGGUGGGGUGGGAGGGGUCAUAAAGAAAGCACUUGAUGAAGCUUGUACUUCAUGUCUAUGUUUGUCGUUAUUGUACUUUUUUUUUUAAUAUAUCAUAUGUAUGUAUUUUUCUACCAACAGAGGAACGUGUGAAAAAACUCAGAGAGAAAGCAAAGUGAUGCAUGAAUGUGAAAGGAACAGAGAGAAAAGUCCUAACAGAGUGUUUUUGUCCCUUUUUUUUGUUUCUAUUCAAAGACAAACAGUUUAGUAAAGACAGCCCAACUCAUCAUAGUCAGUUGUUGGCAGAAAUAAUGAUUGUGUGAUAAAAAUGGCUGACAGGUACUGUUAUCAAUCUUUUUUUUUAAAGAACUUUUCAUA
This is a messenger RNA of Centropristis striata (black sea bass), 3653 nucleotides long. It is a transcript of the gene znf384a, whose product is annotated as zinc finger protein 384 a. NCBI's taxonomy places the organism in Eukaryota, Metazoa, Chordata, Actinopteri, Perciformes, Serranidae. The record is from RefSeq and is a predicted model, not a curated record. Bases 384 to 2144 code for a protein of 586 amino acids. Gene Ontology annotation, molecular function: RNA polymerase II cis-regulatory region sequence-specific DNA binding; DNA-binding transcription factor activity. The transcript is spliced from 11 exons. Gene Ontology annotation, biological process: regulation of transcription by RNA polymerase II.